AUGAAUUUUUUGAACGGUUUAGUUAUAAUAAUUGUACUUACAUUGGGGUUUGAACUGCAAGCCGCUACUUAUCGAUUCGUACCAGAAUAUCCUGAAAUAUUCGUUGAUUGCACCGAUAAACCAGGAACGGUCGGUAUGGAUCAUUUUAUAGAUCCAAGUGAAUGGAGUGUUUAUUACGAUGAUGAAGGAAUACAUUUUGGCGGGACUGGUACUGUUAAUUGGGACGUAAAGAAGACUGAUCGAAUGAUGAUGGAUGCGGAGCUGCAAAAAUUUUUUCGCGGCGGUUGGACACAAACCCCAUUUUCGGUACGCGUACUGGACUUUUGUAAAGAAAUGAAAAAUAAUCGCUCGUACGUCUACGAGGUAAAAUAUCGUCACAAUCCUUUUACAGUUAAAGUCGAUGUAGAGGCGCUUGUUAACAUGGAAGGACGAUACAAGUUUGUGACAUUUUUUCGAGCUUACGACGAAGAAAAUCGCUUAAGACCUGAAGUUGUGUGCGUGGAAGUUCCAGGCGAUAUUAUCAAAGUCUGA
This is a messenger RNA of Glossina fuscipes, 531 nucleotides long. RefSeq lists its product as uncharacterized. The record is from RefSeq and is a predicted model, not a curated record. Bases 1 to 531 code for a protein of 176 amino acids. Lineage: Eukaryota; Metazoa; Arthropoda; Insecta; Diptera; Glossinidae. The transcript is spliced from 3 exons.